AGGGAGCAGGUUGUUUUUAUGAGAGGCGUCACUGGCGUCCGGAGCUGUGACCGCCGCCACCGUGACAGACGCCGGCGCCGGGCGGAGGCGCUGCCCUGUCAGACCUGAGACAUGUCUGAAAAUUCCAGUGACAGUGACUCAUCUUGUGGUUGGACUGUCAUCAAUCAUGAGGGUUCUGAUGUAGAGAUGGUGAAUUCUGUCACUGCUAGUGACAGCUGUGAGCUGAGCCCAGCAUGCUCCUCUCUAGAAGAAUUACCAGUACUGCAGCUGGAGCAAAAAGAAAGCAGUCAGAACAGCACAUUGUUAGUGGGAGGAGCUGCCUGUCCAACUUUGGAAGAAAGCAAGUCAACAAUUGAGGCAGAGGUGGCAGUGCCUGAAGACAAUGUCUACUUUGGAACUGCCAGUGAUGAUUCUGACAUCGUUACCCUUGAGCCACCCAGGUUAGAAGAAAUAGGGAGUCAAGAACUUGUCACUGUGAAGGAUGUGCAUGGUUCAGAAGACUUUAACAUGGGCUCCUCCUCCAGCAGCCAGUAUGCUUUCUGUCAGCCUGAAGCUGUAUUUUCAUCUCCGCCUAGUGAGGAUGAAUCAAGUAGUGAUGAGACUAGUAACCAGCCCAGUCUGGCUGUCAGACGGCGCCGUGGAAGGAAGAAGACCAUGUCUACGUCAGAACCUGAGCAACAGCUGCUUGAACAAGAGAACGAGCCCUCAAAGGAGCCAAGUACACGGCAGUUUGGUAGUGGUCUCAAUAAGUGUGUUAUACUAGCUUUGGUGAUUGCUGUCAGCAUGGGAUUUGGACAUUUCUAUGGCACAAUUCAGAUUCAGAAGCGUCAGCAGUUAGUCAGAAAGACACACGAAGACGAGGUGAGCGACAUUAAGGACUAUCACCAGCGCCGACAGGAGCUGCAGUCUUUGGUAGAUUCUGAGACAUUGAGAGAAAACCUCAUGCGGUGCUGGAGCUUUUCUGAAGCCGAAACGAUCUUCUUGGAGACUCAGAAGAACAACCUUGCUGCAGAAAAUCAGCAUCUUAAGCUGUCUCUGGCAAAGGAAGAGAAAGCCACAGCAUUCUUACAAGAGGAAUUAAGGAAACUAAGGGAGCAGGUUAGAGCACUGGAAGAUAAGGGGACGAGUGCCGAGGUAAUUAGGGAAAACCACUCACUUAAGCAGCAUUUAGAAGAGGAAAAACAGAAAAUACACAGCUUCCUUGGUCAGAGGGAGGCUCUCCUGGCAGAGAUGAGGAUGCUCACGAGGGAGCUGGAAAGGGAACGACUCAUCACCACUUCUCUCAGGUCACAACUUCAGCAUUCUUUCCCUAGUCAGCUUCAGGACCACUCAGAUUCUUCCAAGGUAUUGACUGAGAAACAGGAAGUCGUGAUGUUGCGGGAGAAACUCACUAAGCUGGAACAGAAACUGAACUUUGAACAGCAGCGUUCUGAUUUGUGGGAAAGACUGUAUGUUGAGGCAAAGGAUGAAAAUGGAAAACAAGAAACUGAAGGGAAAAAGAGAGGGGCCAGAGGACAGUACAGAGCUAAGAGGAAGCCAAAGGAGACAUUUCUGGGAACAGUGAAGGAAACAUUUGAUGCCAUGAAGAACUCUACCAAGGAGUUUGUGAGACACCAUAAAGAAAAAAUUAAGCAGGCUAAAGAGGCUGUGAAGGAAAAUCUGAAAAAGUUCUCUGAUUCUGUUAAAUCUACGUUCCGACAUUUUAAAGAUACCACCAAGAAUAUCUUUGAUGAAAAGGGCAAUAAAAGAUUUGGUGACAUGAAGGAAGAAGCAGCUGAAAAGCCAAGGACAGUUUUUGGUGAAUUUUGGCACCCACAGCACAAGGCCUCCCCCCAAAAUCAGGGCGGUAGAGGCCCUUCUCCACUGAGGGAUGGAGGAAGAACAAAGGCGAGUCACUUUGAAGAAUUCAGAAAAAGUGCAGAUUCCCAGAAGGGCAGCGCUGGAGGAGAUGGCAGUCAGAAUUGUCCCACUUUCAGAAAGGUGUGUUCUGGUGCGGUGGGAUGUGCUCCGCAGGAACCUGCCAACCCCUUCCAUUUAGUGAGCCAUGUAAGGAUAGAUGAAUUCAAACAGCUAAUUCAAAGGUACUUACUACAAGAACUGGGUGCCUUUCAUCACUGGGAAGAACUUGAUCAAUUCAUCAGUAAGUUUUUCCUCAAUGGUGUCUUUAAACAUGACCAGAAGCUCUUCACUGAAUUUGUUAAUGAUGUUAAAGAUUAUCUUAAAGACUUGAAGGAGUAUGACAUAGAUAAUGGCGGAGUGUUUGAGAAGUUGGACGGAUACCUAUAUAGACACUUUGGUCACACUUUCCCCCUUCCAUAUGGACCCAGUCGGCCUGAUAAAAAGCAACGUAUGGUAAAUAUUGAAAACUCCAGGCAUCGCAAACAAGAGCCGAAGCGCCUUCAGCCACAGCCUUACAAAAGGGAAGGUAAAUGGCAUAAACACGGUCGUGCUAAUGGAAGACACAUGGCCAGGCUUGAAAUAGAAUUGGGGCAAUUACCUUUUGAUCCUAAAUACUGAAUCUUGAUUAAGUUAAAGUAGAAAACCUGAUAGAUACAUAAAUGCUUCUUUCAACAUUUUUUGGAAUGGAAACUUAAGGUGAAAUUCUCACAUUUUAAGACUGGCUUGAUGGCUUUAUCUUAGUGCUCCAAAGUAAAGCUUACUAACCUGCACUUUCCAUAGUUGAGCUUGGCUCAGUGUCUCCCCACUAGAAGAGAAACGGCAGUUGUGUUGAGGGAGCCAGGCAUGAAACAGACUGUGCAUGACACAAGACUCCUUCCGGUACAGGAGCUGAAAGCAGGCUCCUGUCACAUGGUGUGACUGACAUUGUUAGGUUGGUUUGCAGUAGAGCUUGAAGAGCGCAAGGUGAUGCGAUUUCCUCUCUAACAUUUUUUAACCUUAUGUUACUUUUGUCUCUUUGUGGAUUCAAGAGCCUGUUGACUUGUGAAGAAUUUGCUGCCCUCUUAAGAGCUUGCUGACAUUGUUCUUGUGAAAUUUCUUGCACAUCUGACUAUUAUGGAAGAAACAAUAAAAUUAUACCAUGAGGAAAUUAAAGGUCUUUACUUAAAAUCUG
This is a messenger RNA of Jaculus jaculus (lesser Egyptian jerboa), 3070 nucleotides long. RefSeq names its product cell cycle progression 1 (gene Ccpg1). Gene Ontology annotation, cellular component: membrane. The record is from RefSeq and is a predicted model, not a curated record. The transcript is spliced from 9 exons. Lineage: Eukaryota; Metazoa; Chordata; Mammalia; Rodentia; Dipodidae. Bases 112 to 2517 code for a protein of 801 amino acids.